UUUCAGUGUUGUCCUCCUGCUCUCUCUUCUCCGGUGGAGCAUCUUCGGCUCCCCCGCUCUGCUGUGACGAACACCGCUGGUCCUGCCCUCGUUCUGAGGCAGCAGAGCGGGUCACCGCACCGCCGCAAACGCCAGCCGGGGCCGGAGGAUGGCGUCGCUCAGCCGCAAGCGGGGAGCGGGCAGGAGCUCCGUGGUGGAGAGGAAGAACCUGCUUACAGUCUGCAGGUUUUCAGUGAAGACUCUUCUGGAUCGCUCCUGUUUUGAAACCAUUGACGACGCUUCCCCAGAGUUUGUUAACUUCGUGUCCAUCCUGGAGCACAUCCUCAGCCAUCGGCUCAAAGGUCAGACGACGUGGUUUGGCUACGAGAGUCCUCGGAGUUUCUGGGAUUACAUAAAAGCGGCCUGCAGUAAAGUGCCUCAUAACUGCAUCCGAAGCAUCGAGAGCAUGGAAAAUGUGCGAUCAUCAAGAGCGAAGGGAAGGGCGUGGAUGAGGGUUGUUCUGAUGGAGAAACGACUGUCAGAGUACAUCUCCUUUGCGCUGAAGGACUUCAAAACAACCAGGAGGUUUUUUGAGGAAGGUGCGAUCAUACUGAGAGAAGAGGCAGGGCUGUUGGCAGACACGCUCAUUGGACUUAACAUCAUUGAUUUCAGUUUCUGUCUUAAAGGGGAGGGUCUGGACGACAGCUGUCCUGCAGUCAUCGACUACACGCCUUACCUGAAGUUCACACAGAGCGCAGAUAGCAUCAGCAGCGAUGAGGAGGAGAUGAGGACUCUGGGAAGCAGCGGCAGCGAGAGCAGCACCCCUGACAAAACGGCCACCGCCGCAUCAAUCUUCACCGAGCAGAGCAACUUGGUCAGCAAGUGCAAACGCUUUGAGCAGAAGUAUCGCAUGGCUCUGGAGCAGAAGGGUUACCUGGAAGAGUUGGUCCGUCUGCGGGAAGCUCAGCUGUCGGAGGCCGUUUCUCAUAACAAAGCCCUUCAGCAGAGCCUAGCAGACACACACCUCUCACACACACUGGAGAAACAACAGCUUGAGUAUAUCAUAGUGGAACUGCAGAACCAACUGACUGUGCUGAAAAACAAUGACUUGCGUUCCAGACAGGAAUUAACAGCCCAUCUGACCAAUCAGUGGCCGUCUCCAGAUGCCUUGGAUGCCAAUGCCGUUGCCUUGGAUACACUGCUGUACAGGAAAAGCACCGGGGAGUGGGAAGAGAAGAGUUUCCAGAGUCUGGAGCAGCUGUCUGCAGGCAUGAGCCUCACAUCAAACACACAAGGUAAAGAGGAAACUCCGUCUCUCAGAGGCCUCUGUGGCUCCCUGACCUCAGUAGCCAGCUAUAAAUCUCUGGCCAGCCUGAGGUCCAGUGAGUGUUUGGCCAGUCCAGCGACAGAGAUCAGCAGUCCAGGUGUCACUCCGUCAUAGGAGACAAGACGUACAAACAGCUUCGUCAGUUCAAGAAUUCAAAGGAGUCAGGAACUUUCCUCUUACUGGUGAUGCUGAUUUUUCCGUUCUUUAACUCUGAAUGAAGAGCUGGUGCAGCUCAGCGACUCCAAAAGACUGAAAACUGUCACAACUGAUGUAACUUUAUCAACAUGAAUCCAGAUUAGUUUGCUUCUCAUCUGUGUGGCGUAAUUUCUCUCCUACUUUGGAAUUGUGUCGAUUUUAGAGCUGAUGUACGAAUUCUCAUCUCAUUUCACUCUUGCAAAGAUGACUUUGAAAGAUUGUGCUAAAAAUACUGACUGCAGAUCAGUUGCUACUUUCCUGCAGACUGAAUGAAGCAAUGCUAUAUUCUGUUCUAAUAUAGAAUGGUACUGGGGGUUAAACCAGUGGUGUGUUUAAUUUAAGAUGUAAAUGUUUGUCUUUGUUUUGCCACCAGUGUCAGUGUUGUGCAUUUUGCAUCGUCACAGGGUUUUGUUCUCAGGUAAUCAUCCUCUUUAAAUACUACGCUGCAGUAUUUCAAUUUAAUAGUUAUCUACUGGCAAGUUGAUAUAAUUUAUUUUUUGAUGUUUGCAUUGACUUACAUUUAAAAAAAACAACAUUUCCUGCUUUAGGACAUCAGCAUAAAGUAAUAUGGAUACAUGGUCACUAGCUGUUCACCUCACCACUUGAAUACGGUUUUUGCCUUCAGCUUAUUCCAGCAGACAUUUGUACAGACGUUAACUGGAUAUUCUACUGAACUUAUUUGCAUUUUUUUUUAGAUUUUAUUUUAAAUAAACACAACUUGCUUUCA
Molecule: messenger RNA, 2228 nt
Organism: Xiphophorus couchianus (Monterrey platyfish)
Lineage: Eukaryota; Metazoa; Chordata; Actinopteri; Cyprinodontiformes; Poeciliidae
Gene: rundc3b
Product: RUN domain containing 3b
Exons: 11
Coding region: 149-1420 (423 amino acids)
Source: RefSeq, a predicted model, not a curated record